AUGGGCAGCAGUGGGAAGCAAAAAGUUGUUACAUGGACCCCAGUAAACAAGCCGCUGAAACGUGUUCAGAAAUGCUUAAUAAUUCAGAUCGAAAGUUGUCCGGUGGAAUCGGUGUACGAUCUUCGGGAAGACGGGGAUUCUCGUGAUGUUUAUGAUGAUGCUACCGCAUUUCGACGACCGCGCUCUAAUAGUUCCGAUUUUCUCAUUCUGCGGAAGACAUCGAGACCGAUAUCUGUGGAUGUGGUUGGCCUUGUCGAUGAUAAUCUGGAUCCGUACAAGCAGUACAUGAAGGUGGUCGACUGCUAUGAGCUGGCGCCGCAUGCCGGUUCCGUUGUUCUUCUGGAUGGCAAAGUAAAGUUGCAAAAGGCAUUCAAAGUGCUGAUCGAAUGGGGCGUUGGAUCGGCGGUUGUCUGGAGCAGUAAGCUGCAGCGUGUUACUUCUCUACUUUGCCUUACCGAUUUCCUCAACACGCUGCUCUCGGAUUCGAGCGAAGAAUCGACGCCGGUCGAGCAAGCAGUUUCAUCCAAUCAACUGGUUUGGCUCAGUGCUUCAUGCAAAUUGUUGGAAGCGUGCCAUGAAUUUUGCUCUAAUCGAGUUCAUCGAAUAGUGAUUUUUGAUCAGGCUGGCGACGUCUUCUACCUUCUCACCAUCAAACGAAUCCUACAAGCCGUCCAUAAACAGGUUCGAGAAAACGAUAGUUUGGAGACGGCAGCACGUAAAAUGCUCGAUUUCCGUAUCUCAAGCGUUCCGAUCCUGGACAGCGAGGACCGGCCUGUUGAUGUGAUCAGCAAAACGGACAUCGCCUACGCUCUGGCCGACGUCAAAAAUUUCAAAGAGCAAUUUCGGAGGUUGACCACAGUUGACGCGGUCAGGAAUCGACAACCGAUUAUAUUCCCGUCCGAAACGGACACCGUUGGUCGGAUUCUCGAUUUCGCCUUGAGUCGCAAGAAUUGCCGGUGUGUCUUCGUCAUCGAUGUUGCUAGCGGAAAACUUAGCGGUGCAAUAUCGCUCUCCGAUUUUAUCUCAUAUAUCCUGUACCAUCAACUUUCUUCACUUCCUUCUGACUGA
Molecule: messenger RNA, 1068 nt
Organism: Gongylonema pulchrum
Lineage: Eukaryota; Metazoa; Nematoda; Chromadorea; Rhabditida; Gongylonematidae
Source: the annotation of a GenBank genome assembly